GAAAAUUAUUUUUCGUUCAUUUAAUCAACUUGUGGCAGCAUCUAUUGUAGAUGAAUCUUAUUCGUCGAAUGAGGAUAUAUAUGAUGCUAUUCUUACCACAUUAUUUCCAAUUACUUUUGUCGUUUUACUUAAAGUAAAAGAUGACCCCAAAUCUAGUAAAAAUAUAUUAUUGCCGUUACUAGAUGACAUAUUAUAUAAUAUUAUUGCUUGGGGAAUUCCAUUAAUUGUUUCUUUCGUCUAUGAAGACAUGUUAGCU
Molecule: messenger RNA, 256 nt
Organism: Racocetra persica
Lineage: Eukaryota; Fungi; Glomeromycota; Glomeromycetes; Diversisporales; Gigasporaceae
Source: the annotation of a GenBank genome assembly